AUGGCUUCAUUCAGGGCAGACUAUUUCUGUGACAUAAUACAGCACUUCUGUUGCAGCGUGGUGACCAAGAACUACCAGCAUGUUCUGGCCUUGGCAUUUGCAGUGAAUGAAAUCAAUGACAAUCCCAUCCUCUUGCCAAAUGUCUCUCUGGGACUCCGCAUCUAUGAUAGCGACUUGGACGCACGGGUGACUUACCAGGCCAUCCUGAAAUUGCUAUCUGCUCAGCAUGAAACUCUCCCCAACUACAAUUGUGACGGCCAGAGGUUGAUGGCUGUUGUUGGUGGCCUCCAUUCAGAAACAUCCAUCCAGAUAGCAACCAUAUUGAGCAUCUACAUGAUCCCACAGGUAGUGCACAGGACAUGGAAGUUCCACAUGUGGACAUGGGUUGGGGUUCUUGCUGUGGACGAUGAUUAUGGGGAGAUGUUUGUUCAGUCUUUGCUGCCAAAGUUUUCUGAGAAUGGCAUCUGUUUUGCCUUCCUGGAAAGAACACCCAAAGUGACUUUCAUUCCAGGAGUUUUUGAAUUUAUAGACCAGCUACGCAAGGCAUCUUCAGUUCUGAUCAGAAGCAAAUCCAACGUGAUGGUCAUUUAUGGCAAUAUCCAGUCAACCAUUGGACUCCAGCUGAUGCUAGUGGAGAAUCAGUUCACUACAAGGAUCCCCAUCGACAAAGUGUGGAUUACAACUGCCCAGUGGGAUUUGUCAUCAUACACCUUCCAUAAAAUGCCUGACAUCCAGCUCUUCCAUGGUGCCUUCUCCUUUGCGGUUCACACAAAGGAAAUGCCUGACUUUCAUAAAUUUGUUCAGCACAGAAAUGCCAACUUUCUUAAGCGAGAUGGUUUUGUCAGGGAGUUCUGGGAACAAGCUUUCGGAUGCCUGCUUCCACCAUCUCAUGCAAACGAGGGGAGUGAUGAAACUUGCAGUGGUGAAGAGAAGCUGGAGACCCUCCCGGGGCUGCUUUUUGAAAUGAGCAUGUCAGGCCACAGCUACGGUGUCUACAAUGCGGUCUAUGCUGUGGCGCAUGCCUUACAUGCCAUGGGCUCUCUCAGAGUCAAAGGCAAAGCAACCAGGCAUGAAGACAGAAUGCUGUUUCAGAAUAUUCAGCCAUGGCAGCUCCACUAUUUCCUGAAGAACAUCUCCUUUAACAACACCAUGGGGGACAAUAUCUUUUUCAGGAACGGAGAGUUACAGUUUGGAUUUGAUAUUAUAAACUGGGUCACUUUCCCAAACCAGUCCUUCCAAAGAGUGAAAGUUGGAAGGAUGGAUCCACUGGCUUCCCCAGGCAAAGAGUUCACUAUUGAUAAAGAGAAGAUCACCUGGCACAGCAGGUUCAAGCAGGUACCCCAUUCUGCGUGUACAGACAGCUGCCGUGCUGGUUUUAGCAGAAAAGUGCAGGAAGGGAAACCAUUUUGCUGUUUUGACUGUGCUCCGUGCUCAGAUGGGACAAUUUCUGGUCAAGAAGAUGUGAAUGCUUGUGACAAGUGCCCUGAAGACCAGCAUCCAAACCAAGGCCAAACCCAAUGCAUCCCCAAAAGGCUAAGCUUCCUGUCUUAUGAAGAACCACUGGGAACUGUUUUGGUUACUUUGGGCCUUUUCUUUGCUCUGAUGACUGUGGUGGUUCUAGGAAUCUUCAUGAAGCACCAGGAGACCCCCAUAGUCAGAGCCAAUAACCGGAGUCUCAGCUAUGCUCUCCUGAUCUCCCUCCUGCUCGGCUUCCUCUCCUCCCUGUUAUUCAUUGGCCAGCCGGGGAAGGUGGCCUGCCUUCUCCGCCAUACAACUUUCAGCCUUGUAUUCUCUGUGGCUCUUUCUUGUGUUUUGGCAAAAACAAUCACUGUCGUCCUGGCUUUCAUAGCCACUCAGCCAGGAACCAGGAUCAGAAAAUGGGUAGGAAAGCCACUGGCAAAUGCCAUUGUUGUCUUCUGUUCUGGCAUUCAAGUUUGUAUCUGUACUGUGUGGCUGGGAAACUCACCUCCAUUCCCACAUCUUGACUUUAGCUCAACCCCUGGAGCAAUAGUAGUUGUAUGUAAUGAAGGGUCUAUUGUCAUGUUUUAUUGUGCAAUGAGUUACAUGGGCUUUCUGGCCUUUGUUAGCUUGACUGUGGCUUUCUUAGCCAGGAACUUGCCCGGCAGCUUCAAUGAAGCCAAGUUGAUCACUUUCAGCAUGUUGGUUUUUUGUAGUGUUUGGGUCUCCUUUGUUCCAACUUACCUGAGCACCAAAGGGAAAAACAUGGUAGCUGUGGAGAUCUUCUCUAUCAUAGCCUCCAGUGGUGCCAUACUAGUCUGCUUUUUUUCUCCCAAAUGCUUCAUUAUUUUAAUAAGACCUGAUCUGAACAACAGGGUGAAUCUUAUUAAUAAAAGGAAUAAUGGAAUGUAA
This is a messenger RNA of Gekko japonicus, 2370 nucleotides long. RefSeq names its product vomeronasal type-2 receptor 26-like. NCBI's taxonomy places the organism in Eukaryota, Metazoa, Chordata, Lepidosauria, Squamata, Gekkonidae. The record is from RefSeq and is a predicted model, not a curated record. The coding region runs from base 1 to 2370 and encodes 789 amino acids. Gene Ontology annotation, cellular component: membrane. Gene Ontology annotation, molecular function: G protein-coupled receptor activity. Gene Ontology annotation, biological process: G protein-coupled receptor signaling pathway. The transcript is spliced from 5 exons.